CUUUCACAAUUUUCGUUCUUUCCCCCGGAAAGCGCAUAUCCAAAUAAAUCCAAUACGAGUAAGUAAUUUUCCGAAUUUCCAAAUCCAAAAAGCCCCUCGGAAAUUCGUUAACAGAGCUGAAAACUAAAAUUAAAAUCAGAAAAAACAAAUGAGUCGAGCAAUUUUCAAAUCGACGUUGUUAGCAGGCAUCAGCUGCUCCACUCAGCUGAGAUUCACUAUUAACGGUUCCAGUUUCCGAGCAUUUGGAAAAUCUCCCUCUUCUUCUUCAUCUUCUAGGGUUUCUCCAAUGGCCACUUCCGAACGUUCAGAUGCUGCUGCUGCUUCUUCUCCUUCUUCUUCAUCCCCUGCCUCUCGUUCCGCUACCUCCGCUAUCGAUUUUCUCACUCUCUGCCACCGCCUCAAGACGACAAAGAGAGCUGGAUGGGUAAAGAAAGGGGUGGAGAAUCCAGAAUCAAUUGCUGAUCACAUGUAUCGGAUGGGAGUAAUGGCUCUAAUUGCUGCUGAUAUUCCUGGUGUCAAUCGAGACAAGUGCGUAAAAAUGGCGAUUGUGCAUGAUAUGGCUGAAGCUAUUGUUGGUGACAUCACACCUUCAGAUGGGAUUUCUAAGCUUGAAAAGAGUCAGAGGGAGCAAGAGGCGCUGGAGCACAUGUGCAAAUUACUUGGUGGUGGCCCACAAGCUAAGGAGAUAGCUGAUUUGUGGACUGAAUAUGAAGAAAAUACUUCAUUAGAAGCUAAGGUGGUUAAGGACUUGGACAAGGUGGAAAUGAUUCUUCAAGCCUUGGAGUAUGAAAAUGAGCAAGGGAAGGAUUUGGACGAGUUUUUCCAGUCAACAGCAGGGAAGUUCCAAACGAACAUUGGUAAAGCUUGGGCUUCAGAAAUUGCAUCAAGAAGAAGGAACCAUUGACACAUUAAAUUUUUCUUGUAUACUGUCACAAUCUCCUAUUACUUUCAAAGAACUAAUUCUAACCAAGGCAGGCUGACGCAGGCUUUUAAAGUCCUCUGCAUCAGUAAUGUUACUCAGCAAGAGAAUAGUACUCGGCUGAGUAAACACAGAACUUGGUUUUCUUGUUAUUGUUUCCAGACUGACCCGAUAUAUCACUUAGGAUGGCCAAUGUAGCCAAAGGCUCUUGUUUGUGCAGUUAAAAACGGCAUAUUAUGCUCUUCAUGCAUGAACGACAAUAAUUUGUCUGGAUAAUAUUCCAUCAAUAGUUUCUGUUAGAAAUUAAACCUGCAGAUGCUUGUACUGUUUAUUUAUGGUAAUCUUUUCCAAGUUUGGCUUGUAUA
Coffea eugenioides is the source of this 1284-nucleotide messenger RNA. Its product is annotated as HD domain-containing protein 2. The transcript has 8 exons. Gene Ontology annotation, cellular component: cytoplasm. Bases 149 to 904 code for a protein of 251 amino acids. Gene Ontology annotation, molecular function: 5'-deoxynucleotidase activity. The record is from RefSeq and is a predicted model, not a curated record. Lineage: Eukaryota; Viridiplantae; Streptophyta; Magnoliopsida; Gentianales; Rubiaceae.